This is a messenger RNA of Gloeophyllum trabeum ATCC 11539, 2085 nucleotides long. RefSeq lists its product as uncharacterized. The record is from RefSeq and is a predicted model, not a curated record. NCBI's taxonomy places the organism in Eukaryota, Fungi, Basidiomycota, Agaricomycetes, Gloeophyllales, Gloeophyllaceae. Bases 1 to 2085 code for a protein of 694 amino acids. The transcript has 4 exons.
AUGUCCAAGUCUCACAUAGACAAAGACAAAGCGAAGAAGUUAGAGUCGCAACAGCCACCGAGAAAGCUAUGCGCGCGGCACGUGACAUCUACCGCCCAAGCCGCAAUCGCGCUGUCGUUGAACGACGCCGAGUACGACCUUUAUACCUCAUGCCUGCACGACCUUAUCGACUGCGACGACGAUGGCAAGACUCCGCACGACGACUCUUACUAUGAACGAAUUUCUGUGGGCGUCAGAGAGGCCAGGGCGUGGCUGCGAGGCAGAUACCCAGAAUUAUCGGCGGGAGACUUGGACUCGAUCCUCAGGCUGUUUCACCCGAAUCUGAACCCUGGCGAUACGUUGGCCGGGGGUCAAUUCUUCGCGGUUCUGCGCCUCGUCACACAUGUCCGUUCAGGCAAGAGUGUAGAAAGAAGCCUUGUCUUUGUGCAAGCGUAUCCGCAGUCCCAAGCCUCGCGUUCCCAUUCGCCCCUACAGCGUCAUCGAUCCUCGCCCUACCCGUCACAGUCCCCUUCUCCCCUGCGCUGUGCCUCCGAUGCAUCUCCGCCCCCCGAGCCGCCCCUCCCAUCUCCGGAGUACAUCCGGCGCAAGUCGUCCGAAUCCCAAGCACGCCCUCCCCCCCAGCAUCCCGACACGCGGCCGCCCCCUCCCCCGGCGAACCGCGAACCGCCCCCCGUGCCCCUCAAACCGAGCAACCCAUUUUUGUCCCGCAGGCUCAAAAAAUCGAGCGGCGGCGGCGCCGAGGACCCUGCCCCGCAAAAGGUCCCACCCCUGCCCCCCAGGAAGCCCCCGCCGCUGCUUCCCCCGCGCCACUCCAGCCUGGUGGUAUCUCCGACCGGAUCUGCGUCUGCGUCCACCUCGACUACGUCUACAGCCCAUGGCGCGGGCGCGUCCUCUGCGAACAGGGUCCCGCACGCGGUGACGCCGCUUAUGCGCCAGUCGCUCGAGGCGAGCAAGGUCGGGCAGACCGUGCGCGCGAUGGAGGACCGGCUGGGCAAGGAACGCAUCCUCGAAGUCGUCAAGAGCAGCUCUGGCUCCGGCUCCGGGGGCAGCACCCGCUCGCGCAGCUUCAGCCCCGGCACGCGGCUCGAUCCCCGUCACAAUGACACCGCGUCCCCGGGAACCUCCUCCGCCUCCUCGAGCUCCGGCACGGACACGAAGAGUGCCCCCGCGCUUCCCACACGCCACCGGCGCGCGAGCCCCCCUUCAUCCGCUGGCUCCAUGAGGUCAUUCGAGCAGGUCGCGCACGCGUCCGUGAACCCGUUCGGCCCAGCCACCGUCGCCGCGCGUGCCUAUUCAAAAUCGCAGCCCCAGCACCGGUCCCCCUCUGCCUCCCCCUCGCGCCCCCGGUCACCCGAGCCCCCGGUGUCCAAUCUCGCCGCGCCUUCCAAGCCCAAAUCGCCCCCUCCCACGCACCCCGAUCGCAAGCCCCCGCUCGCGAGCGUCUUCGAUCCUUCGUCGCCGCCGGAUUCGCCGACCGCGGGCAGCACCGCGCGCGUGGGCCGCUCCAAGUCGAUGCACCACCCCGCGCCGCCGCCCGUGCCCCCGCCGCGCCGCAGACGCCCCGAGAGCGUGCAGCUCCCCGGCUCCGUCGAUCUCACCGAGCCAAUCUCCAGCUCCAAGCCCGAUUCAUAUUCAUACUCUGCUUCUUCUUACACAGCAUCUGGCGCCCCGGCGUUCCACACGCUCUCCAGGCAUCUUUCCCUGUCUUCCUCCCGCGAUCGCAGCGCCAACGCGGGCGCGGCAGACCCGAUCGCGAAUCUCCAGCGCACGCUGUCGAACCUGCACACCCGCGCGCAGCCCAAGCUCGACGCCGCACGGUACAAGGCGGAGGCGGGGCUCAGCAAGCGCGGCUUCGUCAGCCACGCGCACUUCAACCCGGCGCACUGGCGCGAGGAGGGCGAGGAGGCGCUCAUGGCGGAUUCCGGCUCCGGCGAGGGCUUCGAUCCCGACGUCGACCAGGCGCUCGACUCCGCGUCGGACAGCGUCGAGGACGACAGAGAUAGAGACCGCGCGCGGGUGCGGCAUGCCUAUGCGGAGAGGGAUAACCUCAAGUGGCCCGCUGGCGAUGGCUGGGCGCCGCUAUGA